This is a messenger RNA of Penicillium bovifimosum, 378 nucleotides long. RefSeq lists its product as uncharacterized. The transcript is spliced from 2 exons. Lineage: Eukaryota; Fungi; Ascomycota; Eurotiomycetes; Eurotiales; Aspergillaceae. The coding region runs from base 1 to 378 and encodes 125 amino acids. Gene Ontology annotation, cellular component: mitochondrial outer membrane. The record is from RefSeq and is a predicted model, not a curated record. Gene Ontology annotation, biological process: mitochondrial outer membrane translocase complex assembly; protein insertion into mitochondrial outer membrane.
AUGUCUUCGGAAUCUCCCGAGAGCUCGAAUCCCUCUUUCUCGAUGUCUGCGUACAUGGUCCCUUCCCCACAGAACUCAUACUCCGAAUCCGACGACGAGCUUGCGUCUCUCCCUUCAGAAUCCACGAAUGACUCCGACCUCGAUACCUUGUCUGAAUAUUCCUCCGAUGCCGAGGCUGAGUGGCGGGAAAGCAUUGAACAACUGGAGCUCCUCUUGAGUAUGGUCCUGGUACCCUUCAUUGGGAAAUACUUCGGGCGACGAUGCGCAUAUUGGAGUUGGACACGCUUCAUGGAGUGGAAGUACCCUGUCGAGAUAGUCAUGCAGAAUCCGGCCGCAUUCAAGGCCGCGGGUCUCGUUGAGGCAGCUGCGACCCUAUGA